Oppiella nova is the source of this 845-nucleotide messenger RNA. Lineage: Eukaryota; Metazoa; Arthropoda; Arachnida; Sarcoptiformes; Oppiidae. The record is from the annotation of a GenBank genome assembly.
GAUUAGGUAAUGUUUUAGAGAUUUUUCAUUUCAAGUGAUUGUCAUUAAAAUGAGUUUAAAUUACUGUUUAGUUUUGAUAUCACUAUUUGUGACACAAAUCUAUUUAAUUGAAUGCAAUAGCAAUGAAAUCAUAGAUAAUAAUAACAGGUUUUAUGCCAUCGAAGGCAAAGUGAUCCCAUAUUCAGAUAUGACUGAAUCGAUGAACGAGUUCCUGAGGAAUACGAAGAUUAUCGUCAACUACGGCCAACACCUGGCGUUUCUUAAAAGUGACGGUUCCUUCUCUGUGACUCAUCUGAAUCCGGGCUCAUAUUUGAUGGAAAUCUCAAACCCGGACUACUUCUACGAACCGAUCCGAGUGGACAUCAACUCAAAGGGCAAAAUCCGGGCGCGAAAAGUGAAUUACAUCCAGACGUCGGCCGUCCAACAGCUCUCAUAUCCACUGAAAUUCAAAAGUAAGGGUCAAUUCAAGUACUUCCAGAUCCGCGAGACCUGGAAAGUGACCGACUUCCUCUUCAACCCAAUGGUACUGAUGAUGGUUUUGCCACUCUUUCUGAUUAUGGUUUUGCCUAAAAUGAUGAACGCCGCCGACGCCGACACUCAACGGGAGAUGCAAAACAUCCAAAUGCCUAAAUACGAUGUCCCGGAGCUCUCGGAGAUGAUGACCAGUCUGUUCACUGGUGGACCCAAACCCCAGGCCUCCAAAUCUAAAGCCGUCAAAAAGAGACAAUAGUAUUGGCUUUAGUUAGGAGUUUAGACCAAUUGUUGUCUUUUAUUUGUUUCAAUCGUUUAUUGGAUUCUUCAUCUCAAGUCACAAUAAAUCGUUAAAUUAUUUAUUGUUUUUUUGU